ACCUACAGAAUUUUAUUUUCUGUAAAUUUCAGUUUGAUGUCGAUGUGUUUAUAGGACAGUGAGGUCAUGUACAGUGGAAGGCUGUCAUUGGUGGGCGAUCUGCUUCAGGGCCUGUUUAAAGAGGCCUAUUCCUUGCAGAAGGGCUUGAUGGAACUGUUGGACAAAAUUAACUUGGAGGACACUGCUUCUGAAGAGGAAGUGUCGGAUAUUGUCAGAGUGAUUCACAGUCUGCUGGACAUAUGCUCAGUCAUAUCCAGAUUGGACAUUGCGCUACAUGUUAACACAUGGAAAUUUAUCAUAAAACAGAGUGUGAAAUACCAGUCUCUUGUAGAAGAUCGGUUUUUGCCACACUGACAUAACCUUCUCGUUGUGUGAAGACCUAUAUACAUCUGUCCAAAACUGUCUUGAGCUGGCUCAACAGAUCCAACAGGCAGGCCUACAGGAAGUUGUGCACUGUCCAGAAUACAAGCUUUUCCAAAAAGCAACAAAGAUGUGUAGGUUUUUUGCCAACACAUUAGUCCACUACACAAAGGAAUUUAAAGCAUUUCUUGCCAAGUCAUGCUGUCGAUUUCACCGGUUGUAUCUCCAAAUCCGCAGCAAGUUCCCUCCCUCUGUGUGUGCCCCGUCUGUGCCCUCUGCCCUCAGUGAGGAGUUGAGAGUGGCGGUUCUGGUUCCCAUGGAUGCCAUGCUGACACAGCUGCUCUCCUUCCGACCCUUUGCAGAAUCUGUCCUGGACCCAGAUCACCGAGCGGUCACUAUUAGCCACCGUAUUGCAGGCAGAAACGCAGACGGCUGUCUUGGCCACAGAUGUCUGGUGCUUCCUGGCACGGUAGGGCACGGCCGAGUUGUGUUUUCAUCAUGUUCUCCUUCUUGCUCACCUGGGAAUGCGACCUUUUUGUGCUCUUGUGGUAUUCUGGAAACCUGUCUGGAAUGAGGGACCACAGGGGACCCUUUUUCUCUCUUACACCCUGACUGAGCUGACAAUUGGUGUCAAAAUAAGCAUGGGGAAGAACACACCUGUCUAUCACAACAGUCUUGUGCUAUUUUUCUUGUGUGCUUGGUAUUCUUGUAAAUGUUGUUAAUUAUUACAAGUGUUAGUGAACAACUUAUUCUAUGGGUUCUAUAUACAGUAUGUGUAUGGAUAAACA
Sinocyclocheilus anshuiensis is the source of this 1148-nucleotide messenger RNA. RefSeq lists its product as uncharacterized. The coding region runs from base 491 to 934 and encodes 147 amino acids. The record is from RefSeq and is a predicted model, not a curated record. Lineage: Eukaryota; Metazoa; Chordata; Actinopteri; Cypriniformes; Cyprinidae. The transcript has 8 exons.